AUGGAGUUUCCCAGAAGCCUCGACGUCUACAGAGACGACAAUCUCAUCAUCCAGGAUUAUGACGGUAUAUUUGCUCUCCCACGUCCGCUGCCACCUCUUUCCACUGACACACUUGUCAAAUGCAUCUUCGACGCCUACAGGAACAGUAUCAAGGUGCGCCUCAUGGCUCUCACCGACAUCACCCCCUGCCUUUGUAUAGUGGGCCCGAUUGAGAGUAUUGAAGCUGGUAUGGUGGCGAUGGUGGUCACUUCGGAAGUGGAGUACUACAAGUUGCUGAGGAGCAAUCCUGGAGACAGUCAGCCAAGAUCAGACGCUUUGUCGAUUUUUUCCUUGUACAAGGAUUCGUUUAAUUUGAUCGAGAAUGCCGGGACUGUUAUUCUGGCCUGGAGAUUCUAUGGAGUUGAUGAUUCUCCUUUCAUGGAUCGCCAAGGUAAGGUGUUGCCUCUCAGAGCCAAUACACAUCCUGACCUCUCUUAUCCAUCCCUGCAGUCUUCGACUCCACAGGGUGGGAACAGCGAUGCAGCUGAAAUCAAGACUAUCCGACUCGAAUUAGUACAAGCAAGAGCAGAGGCGCUGAACAACAGGAUACUCAAUGAGUACAUGCAGGCGAAGUGGUUGACAACCAUUCGUGAUGCCGAAGACCAAGUAAGCGAGAGACGUACCGCCGAGCUGAUCAAGAAGUGCAUCGCGAAAAGGUUUGAACAGGCACAGAAGAAAGAGGGGAAGCCGCAAAAGAUUGUUAGGUUGGCUACGGAGAAGCACAUUGACAGCAAGGCGGAAGAGAUGACCAAGGAUAAGGAUGAAGAAGCAACGAGACCGUUUACAAAGUAUGACUAUGAGGUUUUCGUCCGGGCUUUUUUUGAUGCUAUUCACGCGAUCCAGAAGGAUGAGGAGAAAGUGGUGAAAGGAAAGUAA
Molecule: messenger RNA, 915 nt
Organism: Fusarium odoratissimum NRRL 54006
Lineage: Eukaryota; Fungi; Ascomycota; Sordariomycetes; Hypocreales; Nectriaceae
Exons: 1
Coding region: 1-915 (304 amino acids)
Source: RefSeq, a predicted model, not a curated record